Messenger RNA from Ahaetulla prasina, 2332 nucleotides. RefSeq lists its product as uncharacterized. Gene Ontology annotation, molecular function: nucleic acid binding. The transcript has a single exon. NCBI's taxonomy places the organism in Eukaryota, Metazoa, Chordata, Lepidosauria, Squamata, Colubridae. The coding region runs from base 351 to 2111 and encodes 586 amino acids. Gene Ontology annotation, biological process: DNA integration. The record is from RefSeq and is a predicted model, not a curated record.
GCAAGGUCAAGGCAAUCAGAAAGGCUCCAGCGCCCAAAAACAAAACUGAGCUACAGGCAUUCCUGGGGCUAGUGAAUUUUUACGCGGUUUUUUUAAAAAGCAAAGCGACCAUUGCUGAACCGCUGCAUAAACUUCUAGGGAAAAAUACUGUUUGGUCUUGGGGAAAGUCGGAAAGUAGGGCUUUCGAAGCAGUAAAAAACCUGCUCUCGAGCGAUAGCCUGCUCAUCCAGUACCAUAGCGCAUUGCCCUUAUUGCUGGUUUGCGAUGCAUCUCCCUACGGGGUGGGGGCAGUGCUCAGCCACAGACUCCCAAACGGCACAGAAGCCCCUAUAGCCUUCUACUCCAGAACGAUGUCCUCCACAGAGAGGAACUAUAGCCAGUUAGAUAAGGAAGCGCUAGCAAUUGUGUCAGGGGUAAAAAAGUUUCACGAAUAUCUGUUUGGGCGAGACUUUGAAAUUGUGACUGACCACAGACCGCUGUUAGGAAUACUGGCUGGCGACCGCCCAACGCCUGUGGCACUUUCGCCACGAUUGACUCGAUGGACUAUAUUCUUAGCCGCUUAUUCGUACAAGCUGCAGCAUCGACCGGGAAAAGAAGUGGGGCAUGCAGACGCGUUAAGCAGAUGCCCACUACCAGGGGCGAUCGAAGACCCCACUCCGGGGACGCCCAUCCUUCUAAUUGACUCUUUGGACUCUGGCCCAGUCACAUCGAAGGAAGUGGCUCGGGCAUCAUACCGGGACAUUGUGUUAAGGACUGUACUCGGUUGGGUGCAAAGAGGGUGGCCCGCUGCGCCGGGCGAACGGUUUAAGGACUUUGUAAAAAAACGUGAGGAGCUCUCGGCUCAAGGGGGGUGCCUGCUAUGGGGCGAUCGAGUGGUAAUCCCGGAGAAAUUGAGGGAAAGGGUAUUGGAUCUCCUCCACGAGGGUCACCCAGGGAUCGUAAGGAUGAAGGGGCUAGCAAGAAGCUAUGUGUGGUGGCCACUCAUGGACUCAGAAAUUGCUGAGAGGGUAGGGAAAUGCCAGGCUUGCCAAGAGUCCAGACCUCUACCCCCAACGGCCCCAGUCAGGGAAUGGGAAAAACCCCAAGGGCCCUGGUCAAGAAUCCACAUUGAUUUUGCCGGCCCCUUCCACAGCCAAACUUUCCUAGUGGUUGUCGAUGCUUUCUCUAAAUGGUUGGAGAUCAUACUCAUGAAAUCCAUGACAGCCGAGGCAGUAAUCGCAGCCCUGCGCCACCUAUUCGCAACCCACGGGUUACCUGACACACUGGUAUCCGACAACGGCCCGCAAUUCACGGCAGCCCAGUUUGAGGAAUACUUGGCAGAUGAGGGCAUCCGACAUGCCCUCUCUGCGCCUUUCCACCCUGCGUCGAAUGGCCUUGCAGAGCGUUCCGUUCGGAGCGCUAAGGAGGCAUUGUCCAGGCUCAAGCCAGGGGACUGGCAAACCAAGAUAGAUUUCUUUCUGGCCGUUCAGCAUAGAACCCCAAGCACUGCUACAGGCAGAAGCCCAGCCGAAUUGUUGAUGGGACGGAAGCUCCGGUGCCCACUAGACCGUUUGAAUCCCCAUUACACACCAGAGGGUUACAAGGGGGAACUAGAAAAAACGAGAGGAAUGGGCAUAGGCGACCAAGUGUGGGCCCGCAACUAUGGGGACGGCCCAAGCUGGCUAGCAGGGCAAAUCAUAAAAGCAACUGGUCCAAAAUCAUACUUAGUUGAGUUAAAAGACAACCGAGUAUGGAGGCGACACAUAGAUCAGAUAAGGAAACGAAUAGCUGAACAACCCGAGCUAAAUGAGACAGAUCAUGACCACUCCUUAUUUGAACCCACAGCUGACCAUAACCCGGGGGAGGCGCAAGACUUAGCUGAGGUCCCGGAGGUCCAGCGACGCCAUCAGGUUCCCGAUGGAAACGGCAGGGAAAACUCAAAAAGUAAUCCAAGGCCGGAUGGCCAAGAAAAAGAGUCUGCCAGUAAUCCAGGGCCGGAUGGCCUAGAAAAAGAGCUGGGAGGAGCAAACAGCCCCUCCGACCAGCUCAAAACACCACCAAGGACUGAACCGCGCAGGUCCGAAAGAAUCAGGAGACGCCCAGGUUAUUUGCGUGACUACGUCGAAAAAUAACAUGUAAAUAAUAUGUAAAUAGAGGUAAAGUGUUUUCUGGGAGGGGAGGAGUGUUAUGUAUCUUUAAUUGGUUUAAAUGGUUUUGGCGGGAAACAAGCACGUUGUUGAUUGGUUGAAGCCGCCUGGUAAAAUGUAUAAAAGGAGAGGUUUUUCCCCAGCCCUUUCGCUGGGUUCACCCUAUAUUAAAGAGCUGUUGUCACUACCCUGGUCUCCAGCCUCGU